Lepus europaeus (European hare) is the source of this 1224-nucleotide messenger RNA. RefSeq names its product C-C motif chemokine 24-like. The coding region runs from base 95 to 436 and encodes 113 amino acids. The record is from RefSeq and is a predicted model, not a curated record. Gene Ontology annotation, cellular component: extracellular region. NCBI's taxonomy places the organism in Eukaryota, Metazoa, Chordata, Mammalia, Lagomorpha, Leporidae. The transcript has 3 exons. Gene Ontology annotation, molecular function: chemokine activity; CCR chemokine receptor binding. Gene Ontology annotation, biological process: lymphocyte chemotaxis; cellular response to interleukin-1; cellular response to type II interferon.
CUGGAGUGUCCUGCAAGCAGCCGGGCUCUGACCCCCAGGCCUUCUCUCCUGCACCCAGGCGUGGAUCCCUGAGCUUCCGCACCCUCCCCCGGACAUGGCAGGUCCUGCCACCAUCACAGCCAGCCUCCUGCUGCUGGCUCUCAGUGCCCACCACCUCAUCCCUGCAGGCGCCGUGGUCAUCCCCUCCUCCUGCUGCAUUAACUUUAUUCCUAAGAAGAUCCCUGAGAGCCACGUGGUGAGCUACCAGCUGUCCAGCGGGAGUGUCUGCCCCAGGGCAGGUGUGAUCUUCACCACCAAGAAGGGCUACAAAGUCUGCAGCGACCCCAAGCAGCAGUGGGUGCAGAGCUACAUGAGGAACCUGGAGGCCAAGGGGAGGAAAUCUUCCAUGGGGGCCAGAGCCCCGGGUGGCAGACGUCCCGGACAAACACGGGCUUGAGGCGGCCCACCGUCUAGUCACCGCUCGGCCCUCUUGCCCUGAUUUGGGGACAGAAGGGCGAGGGCUACUUCUCCUGUCUCUUUAGCAUCACUCCCUGGGGCCCAAGCAGUGGCCUCCAGCAGCCUGGGCCCUCCUGGCCUUGCCUGAGCUGGGUGAGAAGGUUCCAGAAGGAGUGUAGCCCUUUGUCCUUCUCCGUCUGACCUGGUGCUGGCCUGCCUCUGACUUGCAUCAGAGCCCAGGCGCGAGGCUCGAGUACCUGUAGAGACAGCUUGCUUGGACUGCAGGCUGCAGCUGGCUUCAGGGGGCCCUGUGGUCUCGGGGUGGGGCUGUGUGUCUGGGCAUGGUGACCUGUCACAGUGGCAGCCCUGCACAUGUUGGGGACACCCCAGGCUGGUCCCACAUUGAGCACUUUUGAGCGAAGGGCCCCUCUGCUGCCUGCCUCGCCAGAUCCCAUCCCUCGCUAGAUACCAUCCAGGGGCUACAAUGAAUCAAGUUGUAUAAAGAAAUGGAUGUGCAGGAUCCGGGCGGCUGGGCAAUUUCACUGCUCUGUGUCGACUUCAAGACAUUCUCCUUGAAGGCACCAGCUCCGUGCUGCUUCGGGGACAAAGAUCUGCUCUGUUUUCCAAGCUGGGCUUUGCCUACAUUUUGGUGAGAGGAACACAGGGUGGGAGCUGAGGAGGAAGACAGACCCCAGCUUGCUGUCCCCUAUGCAUGAGACUCUGUGUGACUUAUCCAGUGUACACUGUUCUCAAAUCAGAAUCCAAGUAAAAGGUGAUUUCUCCUCUGAA